AGGUCGCCAUGACUCGGCUCGAGGACGAGUUCUGCCACGUGCUGUCGGCGCGCGCGCUCGACCUCGAGAUCGAGGCGCUGUCCAGCCUCAGCUCGCUUUCGAUGGCCAGCGACUGGAGUAACUCUGACGCCACAGAAGCGGCCGCUGGGGAGGAAGACGACGGCUCCGUGUCGUCCUCCGUCGGCAGGCGCAGCAGCUACCGCUCCCUGCAGAGCAUCCGCGAGAUUGACCUCUUCCCCGUGGAUGCAAUCUCCGACCUCCAUACAAAAGUCCGAUCUGCUCGUGCAUGUCACCCAUCGCCGAUAAUGAGAUCUGACAUUAUUUUGUUUCUGAAGGAAGGAUCACAGUUGAAAGCAUGGUGGCUUCAUCAUUGCAUUCACGAGAGGAUGGCUCCUGGCCCUUGUCAUGCUUUCAAGCGUCCCUCCGAUUGCCAUUGCCGGUGCAAUUGUUUCAAAGUUGAUGACAGGACUCUCCACCCGAAUGCAAGCAAACUACAGUGAUGCUGGAAACGUCGUGGAGCAAACUCUUGGUGCCAUUAGGACGGUUGUUUCAUUCCACAUCUGGAGGAACAAUUUCACAGAAAGCAAACAAAGACAUCAUACAUCAUACAUGCUAUGGUCACUUAUCACUCCUGUAAAUCCUGCAAAUACCUGGGGUCCACUUAUAUUUAUCUUUGCUGUUUCUGCAACCAAAGAGGCAUGGGAUGACUACAACAGGUAUAUUUCAGAUAAACAAGUGAAUGCUAAGGAAGUGUGGAUUGUUAAGAAUGGUACCCGGAAACACAUUCAAGCUCAAGAUAUCCGUGUCGGUAACAUAGUUUGGAUUCGAGAGAAUGAAGAAGUACCAUGUGAUCUUGUUUUGUUGGGAACUUCUGAACCACAAGGCAUCUGUCAUGUUGAGGCUCUUUUCUUAUUGUUAGAGCAGUUGUUGCAUUCCUCUUGAUAAAGAGAGAUCAAUGAAAAGAUGCACUGCGAGAACACUAGCCAUCCAGUUCAUUCCCUUCGAAUGAAGUUAAAGGUGGGUUUAUAUGACACUCUGUUCCUAAUUUGAUGUCUUGGUUUAUAUUGUGAUAGACUGAUGGUUAAAUAAAAUGGCCUAUGGCAUCGUUUUCUUUCUUUAUCAGAUUUCUAAUUUCUCAGAUAGAGGGAUAUCCUGAUAUAUGCUACGAAAAGGGGUGGGGGUUGGCUGCUCCGAGUCUUCGACCUUCAAUUAUUUGCUGUAAUAAAAUCAACACGUGUGUUUGAUGUAAAGUUUCCAUCUGAAAAGGAAGAGAUGGCCAGCAAGUAUUGUUCCACAGAGCAAGUUCCAUAUGAGUGGGUUUUUGGUAAUGCUUUUACUAAGGUGCAAGACACACUGGUUAUCUAUUGCAACAGAGGCUCGAAUAGCCAAUCGCAAAAACAAUCUCCAAGGCUUGUUUCAUCGUUUCAGUUGCUUGUUUACUGUCAUUUAAUCCAAAGUCACAUAAAAAUGUCAUAAUUACAAUUGUGUUCUGUUAUGACACUCUGUUCCUAAUUGUUGCACCCAUUUUAUGUUUUUCAUUACAGCUAUGUAGGUUUUUGUACAAUAAUCCCUCCGUUUCAAAAUAGUAGUUGUUUUAGCUCUAGAUUUUUAUGUUUAUAUUCAUAUGUAUGGUAACGAAUCUUGACACAUAUAUAGGACACAUACACUAAAAAGGUAAAACAGAUUUUAAUUUGGGACGGAGGGAGUACUUUAUAGUGGUUCUGGCCUUCUUGACACCAUGGUGAAGCUAACAAUGAUAGCCCGUGUCACUGAUGGACGUCCACUAGCAGAAGGGUUGGAUGAUGGGCGAGAUUAGAAGGAUGUUGAUUUCUAUAAGCAGCAAGCUAAACUUCUAUUUAAGAACUUGUCAAAAGGGCAUCAUGAAGCUUCACGAAUGUCAACUGAGACAUGGCCCUACUAUUUCCAUUAUCCUUGUGCCAUUUAUGAUCCUUAUAUGUAUAUGUAUGUCUGUGUAUGUGUGUAUAUCAGAAUUAGGCUUGCUUUUACAUGUUGCUCCUCAUAUAGUUCUUUUGUUUGUCUAAUUUCCAGCUAAAGAUGAUGCGUCCAUUUGUAAACAGUUGGGAUUCCACUGUGGCUAUAUAAACUGCUUUAUGUAAUUGUCUAUUUGUGUA
This is a messenger RNA of Zea mays, 2132 nucleotides long. Its product is annotated as phospholipid-transporting ATPase 2-like. Gene Ontology annotation, cellular component: plasma membrane. Lineage: Eukaryota; Viridiplantae; Streptophyta; Magnoliopsida; Poales; Poaceae. The record is from RefSeq and is a predicted model, not a curated record. Bases 406 to 942 code for a protein of 178 amino acids. The transcript has 5 exons. Gene Ontology annotation, molecular function: ATPase-coupled intramembrane lipid carrier activity; ABC-type transporter activity; ATP binding. Gene Ontology annotation, biological process: phospholipid translocation; transmembrane transport.